Molecule: messenger RNA, 5528 nt
Organism: Athalia rosae (coleseed sawfly)
Lineage: Eukaryota; Metazoa; Arthropoda; Insecta; Hymenoptera; Athaliidae
Exons: 9
Coding region: 620-2521 (633 amino acids)
Source: RefSeq, a predicted model, not a curated record
CCUCCACAAAUUUACCACCACAAAGACAGGGUGAGUCGUCUCAGUAGUCGUGGGGUCACAAAAUAAAUUAUGUCAAACAGAUCACGGCGGCCCAGAGCCGAAUGCGGACCCGUUUCUCUCGAGGGUUCCCAGAGUUGCACCGUUGCACGCGGAUUGUCGGAUGUUCGGUGAUCUGUUGUAAAAAAUAUAAUCGCAAGUGUCGUGUUCGUGGAUGCGGUAAAGCUGUACACACCUGUCCAUGCCUUUCAUUAGAGUAAUGCUGACGCCACAACAUCAGUUAUUCCACUCAAUUGACCUUUUUCUUCGCAUCCGUUGCACGGAGCUACCCGAAGUUAUUUCACGUAAGCGAGAUCUUUUUGAACGGGUAUCUCGAAAAGAGGAAAGCGUACACGAGGGAGACGAUGGCGCGGAAAUGGGGUUGAAACGUACUGCGUACAAGCGCUCCGAAGUAGGCGAAUGGGAGUCGCAGACGCGGUGAAUGGAAAAGGCAAUUUCGUUCGCAGGAAAAAGAAAAUAAUAACAAACGAACAAAUAGAUGAUUAAAUAAAGGAAAAGGGAAGAAAUAAACGAAGAAGUAGAAGAAGAUUGAGUAAAAAAGGGAGAUAUUAUCCGGAAAAAAAUGAUGACCACGAUGGCUAGAUUCCCGUGCAAACAGUCCUCGCCAUCGCAACAGAGCACCGGUGUCAAUAACUUUGGCACAAGGGGAUACUGGGACACGCAGGUCAUGCAACAACAGCAGCAGACGAGGACUACGACGCAACAGCAGCAAACCACGCAACCACCACCCCCACCGACUACACCCUACGCCAGAAGCAACCGUCAACAGGGCGACUACGCCGGAAAGAGGAAAAGCGCCGUGGAACUUCUUCAGGAGUCUAAGGCGUUCUACGUCAAGAGUGAAACGGUUUUGGACAGAAAACAGGAAUUGAAAAACAGCGGUCACCUCCAAGUUUCCCAGUUAACUGCCCCCGGGGCACCGCCGCGACUUUUGCGGAAGUGCAGCAACGCCGGUAGCUGUCCCAUGCAGCCUACGUCCCCGCAACUUACGACCCCGCUGACGCCACCCUGCUGUUGGUCGAAUUGUCACGACCAGGAUAGACCUGACGGAUUGAUGAGCCCUCAGAGAUCGUUGCCUCCGCCAACGUUACCGUCGAAGAGUCCGCGACUGGUUCCCGCCCCUCAGAGGAGGACGAUUUCCGGUCCAGCUAGCGGAAACGGAACCGACCAGUUGCAGACGAAACUCAGAAGGCUGUUGAACACCGAUAGCAAAGAGAAUGUUUUUUUCCCCGAUACGCCACCGCCCCCGUCGCCGUCGACCCAACAAAACGGAGCUCCGAGAGAUGAUAAGUUCAGAUAUUCGCCCGGGGGACUUUCUCCCGGUGGUUGCCGAGAAGGGGAUCACAAUUUGCGCGGUGCACAGCUAGACAUUUGUUUCAAAUUCGGUAGAAGCAACUCUCACUCUCACUCGUACGGAAGGUCUGGAAAGAAAUCUAGCAAUUCAUCGCCCGCCGAAACUACCGUCUGCCACAAAUCGCUUCCGGAUCUACAUUGCACCAGUACGAGACGUCGUGCAUCUCUUUCGCCGCACGCCUCAUCGAAAUCGUCAUCCAAACCGUCGACGUCCGGAUAUCAUCAGGCGACGAAUAAUUGUCCCGACUGCGAAACCAGCUCAGAUUAUUCCGAACACAGCUUCAAAAGAGACGCCAAUUGUUAUCGGAGUUCCAGGAAUUUUAAGCGAUCAUUGGGUUCGGGCGGUGGGGACGCGAGCAGUGUUUUAUCAUCGGGUGGCCGGACGCAAAAAUCGUCGGGAUCGAGUAAACUGAGUCACGGUGCAACGGCAAGGGAUUCCGGAGGGUCUUCCGGGCACUGCACACACCGCAGUGAGCCACCUCCUAGAAUCCAGGAUUGCUGGAGUCACAUGCGUAGAGACAGCGGAGCCUCGACGCAACAUUCUACGGAUAAAGAUCGUUCGAGAAAAAGCAGCUAUGGAAGUGGCACACCCCAAUCCGUUGUCAGGCCUUACACGCCGGAUUCGGAAAGCAGCAAUAGUCGGACCGAGUGCAGCCCAACGCGUAAUUCGAGGUUCUCCGAUAGUUGGAAAGAAGAAAGGGGUAGACCCAUUUUGCGAUCAAAGUCCGAUAUCAGCGACCGUUACUGGCGUCACGAUAACGUUCGCGCAACAAAAUCAGUUCAUCCAACCCGAUCGGUUGCACAGUUGGAAAUAUUUUUCGAUCGCCUCGGCCUGGAUUCGGAUAAUUACCAUCGCAUUACCGAACCAGAUUCAAAGUCCUCUUCCCCAGUUUUUUUCGACAGCGUUAGCUCGGUCGAUUCCGCGUUAGGCCUAUAUUCCUGGGCUGGAAAUAACCAAUCGAAUCAGUGGCAAAAUAACAACUGCAGCAUCGGAAGAGGAAACGAGGACUGCAAUCCGCGAUCAAGCGAUCCGCCGAGUAUAGUCGAACGAAACGCCAGGAUCAUUAAAUGGCUUUGUCAGUGUCGCAAAGUACAAUUUGGCUACAGCUAAAUUAGUCAUUAAGUAAGGUAUGUACCUAAAAGUGAGGGAUCUCUGAAUAUUAUCGAGUCUCAUUUACUUUCGAUUAUUUGUGGAAUUGACACCAAAAACAAGAGAGAAAAAAGAAAGGAUAUUAUACUUUUGGAAUUCAUGUCGUUCGCAGAAUUCCGAAUGAAGGAGAUCUGAAAAUCUCGUCAUCACGGUGGAAAUUUCAAUUUGAUAUAUUAUCAUCUUAUUGACGAACGACAGACCUUCGGACGUUGAGAUUUUAAUUGCAUUGUUUAUUUACCUAUAAUAAUUGGUUAUCUGUUGAGAAUAUUUUUAGGUGGUGUUUCAGAAACACAUGUGCCAUUUUCAUAGUAAUCUCCACGAGUCAGCAAGUAUCAGCUUAGCAACAGUUUAUUUGCAGCACACGGUAGAUCGGGUAGUGUUUUUCGAUUACUCUAAUUGUAAAUAAUAGUUUUUAUCCUAUUCGGAAUGUUAGUUAUUCGUUGCCCGUCGAAGUCUUUAUCUAUCUAUCAAAUAGAUGCGUUAUUGAAUCAUGAAUCUAUAUCCAUUUGCUUCGGUGCAUACCGUUGAAAUUUUACUUUCUACGCAGCCUAUGAAUCUCUCUCAAUUUAGCCCUGGCUGGGUCAUCGAAUUUCUUUCCAGUGUAUCGUGACGAACAAUUCAAAAAUCAUGCCUUCGAAAUUGCUGGUAUUUAAAUACCACAGAUACAGAACUCACUCAAUUAACGUUAACGUCAAAUCUGUUUUUAUCAUUUGAUUCUAUUUUUUUUUAUUUUUAUUGACGAAAAGUAGCGACUCAGGUAGUAAACUGGACAAAACGCAAAUAAUAAUUAAAAACUAAUCGAUCGAGGCUGGAAGUCGCAAGCCUUUUAAUAUGAAUUAAAAUAAAUGUGUUCAAUAUUUUGGGUAUCAUCGAAUGACAGUCACAUAUUUUAGACCAGGUUUUUACCCUAUGAAAUUUUUCACAUUUUUUUUCCAACACAUCUCGGCCGGCGCGCAAUGUGUCAAGGUGAAAUAAAAUUUCACCGACCUGCGUUGUGUAGUGUAAUAUUCGCAUGCCGCGUACAAAAAUACUUGAUCAGAGCUUUUAUCAAUAAGAAUGUUCAAUUAUUCUGGCCUUAGUUUUCCCUGGUAAAAUUAAUCAUCAAUGCAUGACAUUUAUAACAUGAUGUUUAAUUAUCAGAAACUGAUGAUAGUAUUAUUGAUGCGUAGUCGGUACGGUCUUUGGUAAUUUCUUACGGAAUUAUGAACCAGUCGAGCGAUAACACUUCAUUCAUAUUGCUUUUCCAGUUUCCUACAAUUCUGUGAAAGUUUGUACGAUUGUUAAUUCCUCAAAGACUUUAGUGCGGCAGCUAGAUUUUUGUUGUUAAUUCAUCAGCAAUGUCACGUGUGAGGUAUAGUUACUGAUUCAGGUGGGCAUGAGAUUGCUCUGGGUGUUAUUUUAAUUCGGGAAGACGAGUUUUCGGUUCGAUAAACUCCGUUGCUAUUUUUUACAGUAUGUAACGAUGAUAUUAUUCCGUUCUUAAAAGAAGUACUUAACUUGCCUAGUUGUACGUUGAUGUCAUGCCAGUAAAGCAGGUAUUCCUGACGCUGACGGAAUCCCUCAUUUAAAAUCAUUGUGUAGAUUUUACACAUUGCAUUUAAUUGUCCCGUGAAAUAUACCAUGUAGACUUAUCUACAAGUCAAAAUAGAUGUUAUGCUACCAUUAGUAUUUACACUUAACAAGAUCUUAUAAUCGUUUGUGGCAAUCAAAACUUCAUUAUAGAUUCAGAGGAAGAUUUUAGCAACUAUAUUUGAAGGUAAUGAUUAUUAUUAAUAAUUCGAUACAUAAAGUUAGAAAAUAUUUAUCGAUAGUGUGUAAUGGAAUGCUAGUUACUGUUAAAGUUUGAAAAAUUUCGUCUUUCUAUUAUUGAAUAUCUAGUGUUUCAGAAAAAAUAUGUAACAGAAGGCAGCCCGAGGUCGACUAUGGGGAAAUCAUAGGUAUAUAUGCCCAGAUAUAUAUUUAUUAUACAAAGAAAGUAGUGAUAUAGUGUUAGAAAAUGUAUUGUCGGCAAACGAAGGAAAUAAUCCUAAUGUUUUAAACCUAUAGUUACAAUAAUUCCACUAAUUUUGGCUUGACGAGUAAAUUUCACUACAACUUUUCUUAUGCGAAAGACAUUUUUCUAUCUAUAGACAUAGAUAGUAAAAUGAUAAUUAGACAUAUAUAUAUAUGUAUACAUAUAUACUUCGUGUAGGGAUUUGAUAGCAUACUUAUAACUGUAAUCAGAAUAAUCGUUGAAUUCGUUAGGGUAAAAGGAUUAUUAUAACAAUAAUGAAAUUCAAAGUUAUGUAGAAUAUGUUGACCAAAUAACUGUUAGACAAAGUUUAUGGCAUUCCUUUAAAAAUGUUGAAACGAAAAAAGAGAAUAUCUGAAAUUGAUAAUGUUUGUAAAUUCUAUGAGAGGUAUCUGACUCUCUAAAUUUUUGUUGUUAUACUUUUAUUCGAUGAUCGAAUCGAUUAUAAAAACGGAGAAUAUUAGGAAAAAACAAUAUGCGAAAGAACAUCGUUUGAAUAUUAAUUAGCUGCUGUGAGUAAAGUUUUCAUUCAAAAUAUUGAAUUCUGCAUUUCUACAAAAGUACAACACUGCCACAGUGCGCAUCACUCAAAAUUAUAUGAGAUCUUUCUACGUAUAAUGUAUACUAUUUAUGACGCAUAAUAUUUACGAUUGUUAUAUCCAUGAAGUUUCAAUUGCUUUUUUAUUAUCUAGUCACGUAUGUAGAGCACAGCGUAUUAAUCACUCGAAUAAUUAUUAAUUAUUAAUUGCCAUGUGUCCACUGACAUCUGAUGCCGACGUUCCGUUUCUUGUAUUUAUGUAGUUCCGACACUCAAAUAUUAUUGAAAAUUUAAAACGGCUUGGAUAAAAUUUGAAUAUUUAAAACAGGGUAAAAUUACAUCUGAAAUUAUUAACACCAUGUGUAUAAAUAAACCAAAUAGAUUGUUGAAUAUUAUAAAUUAAAGUUAUCUUUUAUUUC